Phalaenopsis equestris is the source of this 1223-nucleotide messenger RNA. RefSeq names its product trihelix transcription factor GT-1-like. The record is from RefSeq and is a predicted model, not a curated record. Lineage: Eukaryota; Viridiplantae; Streptophyta; Magnoliopsida; Asparagales; Orchidaceae. The transcript has 5 exons. Bases 56 to 1060 code for a protein of 334 amino acids.
CCAAACAAAUCAAACAGAAGGGCUUCGCUUCUCUUAUGGGUAUUACUUCUCUGAGAUGUCCUUUUCCCUCACUCUAGAGCAGCUUCUCGCCUGCGGGGAUUUUCCUUUCCAGCGAAGGGGAGAAGAGGAUCAACUCGACGAGCCAAGGAAGAGAAUGACCAUGAGCGAGAGCAGCUGCGGUGACGACCAUGAGGCUAGAACCCAUGGCCCUAAUCCCAAGAAGCGUGCUGAGACCUGGGUCCAGGAAGAAACCCUUUGUCUCAUCGCCCUACGCCGCGAGAUGGAUCGUCUCUUUAACACUUCGAAGUCCAACAAACACUUAUGGGAGCAGAUCUCUGCGAAGAUGAGGGAGAAAGGCUUCGAGCGGUCCCCAACCAUGUGUACUGAUAAGUGGAGGAACUUACUGAAGGAGUACAAGAAGGCGAAGCACCAUAGUAGAGUCAGUGGAGGAACAGGAGGGGGCGGUGGCGGGGGGUUAGCGAAAACGGCAUGUUUUAAGGAGCUUGAGGAGUUGCUUAAGGAGCGUGGUCAUAAGAAUUUAGCUUGCAAGGGUUGCGUUUCGUUGAAGAGGGUUGACUCCUUCUUGCAGUUCGCUGAAAAAGGUCUUGAAGAUGUCAAUCUUCUCUUUGGACCCACAGAAGCUACUGGUAGGUCGGUUCUCCAUCAAGAUAGGCAUUUGGAUCAUGAGAGAGAUUCUCUUGCCAUUACAGCAGUAGAUACUGUUACACCUAAUGGUAUUCCUCCAUGGAACUGGAAAGAUAACUCCGCAAAUGGUGAGGAUAAUCAUUCAUCGUAUGUUGGAAGAGUUAUUUUAGUUAAAUUUGGGGAAUACAGCCGAAAGAUAGGCAUUGAUGGCACUAGUGAGUCAAUAAAGGAGGCUAUUAAGGCUGCUUUUGGAUUGAGGACAAGGAGGGCAUUCUGGCUGGAAGAUGAAGAUGAGGUAGUUCGUAGCCUUGACAGAGACAUGCCCCUGGGUACAUAUACUGUUCAUCUUGAUGAAGAAGCCAACUCCCCGCUUUCUGCAACAAGCAAGAUCUGCAGGAACUCAUUCCAGUUGUAAGAACUUCCAGCAAUCGCCAGAAUCCCUGCAGCAGGCCUGCGAGAUCCUCCCCGGCUCUUCCCUUUAGUUAGAAAUUUCUGCUGCAGGCCCUCGUUGUUCACUUUGUUGCCACCGGACCUCUCUCUUGCCACAGCAGUAGCAGCAGCCACCAGAUCUCUCAGGA